UCAUCAGAGAGUCAUCUACAAUGAUCAUGAUGGAGAUGCAGUAUAAUAAUAGUGAUGGAUAUGUGUUGGAUGAGUAUAUGACACAGGAGGAUGAGUGGGACAGAGAUCUACUGCUCGACCCCGCGUGGGAGAAACAGCAGAGGAAGACGUUCACAGCCUGGUGUAACUCUCACCUGCGUAAAGCAGGAACCCAGAUCGAGAACAUCGAAGAAGAUUUCAGGAAUGGACUGAAGCUGAUGCUCUUGCUGGAGGUCAUCUCAGGCGAAAGGCUUCCCAGACCAGACCGAGGAAAGAUGCGCUUCCACAAAAUAGCCAACGUGAACAAAGCUCUGGAAUACAUCACCAGUAAAGGUGUUAAAUUGGUGUCCAUCGGUGCUGAAGAAAUUGUUGAUGGGAAUUUGAAGAUGACUCUCGGAAUGAUCUGGACCAUCAUCCUCCGCUUUGCCAUCCAGGACAUCUCCGUAGAGGAAACGUCGGCUAAAGAAGGUCUUUUGCUGUGGUGUCAGAGGAAGACGGCUCCCUACAGGAACGUCAAUGUACAAAACUUCCAUUGCAGUUGGAAGGACGGUUUGGCGUUCUGUGCGCUCAUUCACAGACACAGACCUGACCUGAUCGACUACGCCAAACUCAACAAGGACGAUCCUCUUGGAAAUCUGAAUCUGGCUUUGGAAAUCGCAGAGAAACACCUGGACAUCCCGAAAAUGUUGGACCCAGAAGACAUCAUCAGCACCCCAAAGCCUGACGAACGAGCUAUCAUGACGUAUGUGUCCUGCUUCUAUCACGCUUUUGCUGGUGCAGAACAGGCAGAAACAGCUGCUAACAGGAUCUGUAAGGUGCUCGGUGUGAAUCAAGAAAAUGAGAAACUGAUGGAGGAAUAUGAGCGACUGGCCAGUGAGCUGUUGGAGUGGAUUCGUCGCACAACGCCGUGGCUGGAGAACCGAACGCCAGAGAACACGAUGGCCACGAUGAGACGGAAGCUGGAGGAUUUCAGGGAUUAUCGGCGCAUGCACAAACCACCCAAAGUUCAGGAGAAAUGUCAGCUGGAGAUCAGCUUUAACACGCUUCAGACUAAACUGCGCAUCAGCAACAGACCUGCGUUCAUGCCCUCAGAGGGGAAGAUGGUGUCUGACAUCUCGAGUGCGUGGCAGGGUCUCGAGCAGGUAGAGAAGGGUUAUGAGGAAUGGCUGCUUAGUGAAAUUCGUCGUCUGGAGCGUGUGGAACAUCUGGCUGAGAAGUUCCAGCAGAAAACAGCCACGCAUGAGAGCUGGGCACAGGGCAAAGAUCAGCUGUUAAUUCUGAAGGAUUAUGAGAGUGCAUCACUGAUGGAGGUGAGAGCGCUGCUACGGAAACACGAGGCAUUUGAGAGUGACCUCGCCGCACAUCAGGACAGAGUGGAGCAGAUCGCAGCCAUAGCACAGGAACUCAAUGAGCUGGAUUAUCAUGCGGCUGGUGUGAUCAAUGAGCACUGUCAACAGAUCUGUGAUCUCUGGGAUCGACUGGGAACUUUGACGCAGAAACGCAGAGAAGCGCUUGAGAGGACAGAGAAGCUCCUGGAAACGAUCGAUCAGCUGUUUCUAGAGUUUGCGAAAAGAUCCGCUCCGUUCAAUAACUGGAUGGAUGGAGCCAUGGAGGAUCUGCAGGACAUGUUCAUUGUGCACUCAGUGGAGGAAGUUCAGAAACUGAUCUCAGGACAUGAUCAGUUUAAAGUGACGUUACCUGAGGCCGACAGUGAGCGUCAAGCGAUCCUGAGCAUUUGUAAUGAGGUGCAGAAGAUCGUUCAGAGUUACGGCCUCUCCACUAACCUCACCAACAUCUACUGCACCAUCACACCUGAACAGAUCAACCAGAAGUGGGAGAAGGUGAAGAAGCUGGUUCCUCAGAGAGACAGCACUCUACAGGAGGAAUUAUCCAGACAGUAUGUUAACGAGAGACUGAGACGUCAGUUUGCUGCUCAGGCGAACAUCAUCGGACCCUGGAUACAGACACGCAUGGAGGAAAUCGCUCACAGUUUGGUGGAUUUGGGUGGAACGCUGGAAGAUCAGAUGACUCAAAUGAAACAAUACGAGCACGUCAUCAUCAAGUACAAACCAAACAUAGACAAACUAGAGGAGGACCACCAAGUCAUCCAAGAGUCUCUUAUAUUUGACAACAAACACACUAACUACACUAUGGAGCACAUCCGUGUGGGAUGGGAGGUACUGCUCACCACGAUCGCUCGCACCAUCAACGAGAUCGAGACUCAGAUUCUGAUGCGUGACGCUAAAGGCAUCAGCCAACAACAACUCAACAGCUUCAGAUCUUCCUUCACACACUUUGACCGGAAGAAGAAGGGCGGUAUGGAAACAGACGACUUCAGGGCCUGUCUGAUCUCCAUGGGUUAUGAUCUGGGGGAAGCAGAGUUUGCGCGCAUCAUGUCAUUGGUCGACCCGAACGGUUCUGGUACGGUGUCGUUUCAGUCCUUUGUGGACUUUAUGACUCGUGAGACCGGAGACACAGAUACUGCCGAACAGGUCGUUGCUUCCUUUAGAAUCCUGGCUGCGGAUAAGCCGUAUAUUCUGAUGGAUGAACUCCGUCGUGAGCUGCCCCCGGAGCAAGCGGAGUACUGCAUCUCCAGAAUGCCCCCUUAUACAGGACCUGAUGGAGUCCCGGGAGCUUUGGACUACACCGCUUUAUCUACUGCCCUCUUUGGAGAGAGUGACCUGUAGCUCUCUGGGGCAGAACCGCACCCUCAUUUAAAACUACAACACUGCCAUGUUUCAUGUUUCUCUCUUACUCGCAACCAUUUUUGGCUCUUUUAAAUGAAUAUAUUUGCAAUAAUAACAUCUUAAAAGUGUGCUUAUAUGCUGUGAAGCUUUACUGAGGAGAAAAAUGUACACAUUUACUGUGUGUUCAGAUUUAAACUAAAGUGUUUUAGGAGUUGAUUUAUGACUUGCAUGAAUUAUACAGUGGGGUCCAAAAGUCGAAAAUCUGGGAUGCAUUUCAUUUAAACCUGGAAAUAAAGUUUUUUGAAAAAGAACAAAUUUAAACAAAGAACAAUUAUGACUCAGAAUUAAGAAGAUUUCUAGGUGACUAAUCAAAUGUAAGUUAAGAAGUGCCACUGAUCGUAUUAACUUCCAUUUUUAGUACACCUUUUUCUCCCAAUUUGGAAUGCCCAAUUUCCAAUGCGCUCUAAGUCCUCGUGGUGGCGUAGUGACUCGCCUCAAUCCGGGUGGUGGAGGACGAAUCUCAGUUGCCUCCGCGUCCGAGACCGUCAAUCCGCGCAUCUCAUCACGUGACUUGUUGAGCGCGUUACCAUGGAGACAUAGCGCGUGUGGAGGCUUCACGCUAUUCUCCGUGGCAUCCAUGCACAACUCACCACACGCCCCACCGAGAGCGAGAACCACAUUAUAGCGACCACAAGGAGGUUACCCCAUGUGACUAUACCCACCCUAGCAACCGGGCCAAUUUGGUUGCUUAGGAGACCUGGCUGGAGUCACUCAGCACACCCUGGAUUCAAACUCGCGACUCCAGGUGUGCUAGUCAUCGUCUUUACUCGCUGAGAUAACCAGACCCCCAGUACACAUGUUUUUGAGAACAUUUUCAAAUCAUGCUGGAGAACAUGGUCAUCAGGUUUAUUCAUGUCAGUUCCAGUGCUGCUGUUAUUAAAGCAAAAGAGCGAAAGACCGAAUACAAAAAGAAUUUUCUCAAAUUGUUAUGCAGAAUAUUUACAUUUCAAUGAAAAUAAAUGCAUUAAAGGAAUAUUCUAGGUUAAAUACAAGUUAAACUCAAUCAACAGCAUUUGUGGCAUAAUAUUGAUUGCCACAAAAAUUACAUUUGACUCGUUCCUCCUUUUCUUUAAAAAAGCACUUACAAUGGAAGUCAAUGGGGCCAAUUUUUGGAGGGUUUAAAGUCAGAAAUGUGAAGCUUAUAAUUUUAUAAAAGCACUUUUAAAACUCAUGUGUUAUUUGAGCUAUAAAGUUGUUUAAAUCAUCAUUUUUACAGUCGUUUUAGGUUUUAGUUUUGCGCCAUUACAUCGUCAUGGCAACAAAGUUAUAAAAUUGGCUAUACCUUUCCACAGAUGUGGUUAGUAAGUGAUUUUAUCACAGUAAAAUCAUGUUAACACACAUAUUGUUUAUGUCUUGUGUCUAUACUUUUAAAAUAGUGAGUAUUUUAACCAAUGUUGGGUAAGUUACUAUAAAAAAGUAAUUAAUUACUAACAACUAAUUACAUCUUCUACAUUGUAAUUAGAUUACUCUGUCUGAAAAGUAACUGCAUUACUUGUUACUAAUUACUUUGUAAAACCCCUGAUCAACCUCGACCGGAUGAAAAAUACAAGGAUAGACAUGAAACUGUUCUUCUAAUUCUUUCAAAUAAAUCAUAUAAAAUCCAAUAUAUUAUUCAUGAGCUGGCCAAAGAAUUUAAAGGGGCAGCGUUAAAUUAGAUAACAUAUAUUUUAACAUUAGACAUUAAAUUUCAAUUUUAAAUUCACUAUUGUUUUAUAUAUAAUCAUUCUAUAGUCUAUACAAUAUUUAACACAGUUACAUCAGAAGUAACUGUAAUUAAAUUACUGAAAAAUUAAGAGUAAACCCUUACUUUUUUCAAUGAAAAAGUAAUUUAAUUAUAGUAAUUAAUUACUUAGUAAUGCAUUACACCCAACACUGAUUUUAACGUUUACGGAUUGGCCCAGUUGACUUCCAUUGCAACCCAAAUUUUUGCUUUUUUUAUUUGUAUUUUUUAAGAAAAGGAGUGACGAGUCUAAAUUAAUUUUGUGGUGAUCAACAUUAUGGCACAAAUGCUGUCGAUUGAACUUAACUUGUAUUGGACCUGGGAUAUUCCUUUAAAUUGCAAUUAAAUUGCAAUUAAAUUUAACAACAGGAGUGGCCUCAGACUUUUGGAUUUCACUGUAUAUUCUCAUGAUAUUUUGAAUUAUUUAUCUUCAGAAUAAUUAAUGAUAGUGGUGGGCUGCUAUGCAAUAUUUUAUGACCUCAAAGCCCUUAACCAGGUGUACGGAAGACAACCUUCCCAUACUGAACAAUGAAGCGUACAGGGAUAUUUUAGUUUGCAGUGUCUGUUUAUGAUCAGUAUACUGCAAAAAAAAAAAAAAAAAAAAAAAAAAUCACAUACUUAUUGAGGAUCUGUGUCUUGUUUUCCAGUAAAAUAAUUCAAACUUCCUUAAAACAAGAUAUAUUUACUAGAAGCAAAAAUUACCAAAGAUAUUUAGAUGGUUUCACCUGCUUAUAACAACACUCAAAAAAUAUUUAGCUUUUUUUUAAAACAAUUUUUAAGAUCUACGCAUCUUAAUUUCAUAACAAAAUUCCACCAAAUUGAGUCAAGUUUAACAAAAUUUAAUUUAACUUGAAUAAAUUUACAUUUUAUUAAUAACAUUUUUUCUUAAAGAUUACUUGAUUCAAUUUGAUGGAAUUUUGUUAUGAAAUUAAAAAUGUGUAAAUCUUAAAAAUAGGCUACAUUUGUUUUUGAGUAAAGUGAAGGCCAAAUACACUUACAUUAUAUAAGUUAUUAUAUGCAGUGUUGUUUUUCAGGUAAAUGUAUCUUGUUUAAAAGAUGUUAGGAUAUUUUAGUGAAAAAACAAAACCAUAUGUACUCCAUAAAAACAUGAUGUUUUGUGUAAGAAGGCAAAAAUUGUAUCAGAUAAUAUGUAGCCUAUUCAUUACAGACAACAAAGUUUAAAGUUUAAAUAAACCCCAGUAAA
Messenger RNA from Myxocyprinus asiaticus (Chinese sucker), 5689 nucleotides. RefSeq names its product alpha-actinin-2-like. The transcript has 21 exons. Gene Ontology annotation, biological process: muscle cell development; actin cytoskeleton organization. Bases 21 to 2705 code for a protein of 894 amino acids. Lineage: Eukaryota; Metazoa; Chordata; Actinopteri; Cypriniformes; Catostomidae. Gene Ontology annotation, molecular function: calcium ion binding; actin filament binding. Gene Ontology annotation, cellular component: cortical actin cytoskeleton; cell junction; Z disc. The record is from RefSeq and is a predicted model, not a curated record.